Cornus florida is the source of this 2164-nucleotide messenger RNA. RefSeq lists its product as uncharacterized. Gene Ontology annotation, molecular function: 4 iron, 4 sulfur cluster binding; tRNA (N(6)-L-threonylcarbamoyladenosine(37)-C(2))-methylthiotransferase activity. Gene Ontology annotation, cellular component: endoplasmic reticulum. The transcript is spliced from 11 exons. The record is from RefSeq and is a predicted model, not a curated record. Lineage: Eukaryota; Viridiplantae; Streptophyta; Magnoliopsida; Cornales; Cornaceae. Bases 80 to 1978 code for a protein of 632 amino acids. Gene Ontology annotation, biological process: tRNA methylthiolation.
CCUGAGCUUGCGCAGAGGCAUAUCAGAGUCUCUCUCUCGGCACCGAAGACUCUCUCUCUACCACAAUAUUGGUGUCGAAAUGGAAGACAUAGAGGAUCUGUUGGUUGGGAGUGGCGGAGCUCCGCCUGGGUUUCGGUUGCCCUUGGCGGCGACCGUUGGCGUCAAUCCUAAUAAGAAGAAGAAGAACCAGACUAACAUCAAAAAGGCCUCUCUAAUUCAAGACUCACUUUCUAGCCCCGAGUCUCCCAAAAUUCCCGGCACCCAGACAAUUUAUAUAAAGACUUUUGGAUGUUCACAUAAUCAGAGUGACAGCGAAUAUAUGGCGGGUCAGCUUUCAGCAUUUGGCUAUGCUCUCUGUGACAAUUCGGAGGAGGCAGAUUUGUGGCUGAUAAAUACAUGCACUGUUAAGUCCCCAAGUCAAUCUGCCAUGGAUACUCUUAUAUCAAAAUGUAGAAGUGCAAAAAAACCCCUGGUGGUGGCAGGGUGUGUGCCUCAAGGAAGUCGAAAUUUGAAAGAGCUAGAAGGUGUCAGCAUAGUUGGUGUCCAGCAAAUUGACCGUGUAGUUGAAGUUGUAGAAGAGACUCUGAAAGGUCAUGAAGUGCGGCUUCUGAACCGCAAGACAUUACCGUCACUUGAUCUGCCAAAGGUGAGAAAGAACAAGUUUGUUGAGAUUCUUCCAAUUAAUGUUGGCUGUUUAGGUGCUUGCACUUAUUGUAAAACAAAGCAUGCUCGUGGUCAUUUAGGGAGCUAUACUGUUGACAGCCUUGUCGGACGUGUUAGAAAUGUCGUAGCUGAUGGAGUGAAGGAGAUUUGGUUGAGUAGUGAAGACACUGGAGCAUAUGGUCGUGACAUUGGAGUUAAUCUUCCAAUUUUAUUGAAUGCUAUAGUAGCAGAGCUUCCCUCAGAUGGAAGCACAAUGCUUCGCGUUGGGAUGACUAAUCCUCCUUAUAUUCUUGAACACUUGAAAGACAUAGCUGAUGUCCUGCGUCACCCAUGUGUUUAUUCCUUUCUUCAUGUACCAGUCCAAUCUGGUAGUGAUGUUAUUUUGAGUGCAAUGAAUCGAGAGUAUACUGUAAGCGAGUUCAGGACAGUGGUAGAUACAUUGAUUGAACUUGUGCCUGGGAUGCAGAUUGCAACUGAUAUAAUUUGUGGAUUCCCUGGUGAAACUGAUGAAGAUUUUGCUGAAACAGUAAACCUUGUUAAGGACUACAAGUUUUCACAAGUUCAUAUAUCGCAAUUCUAUCCUCGACCUGGAACCCCUGCUGCAAGGAUGAAAAAGGUCCCAAGUACUAUAGUGAAGAAACGAAGUCGUGGAUUGACUUCUGUUUUUGAAUCAUUCACACCAUAUAGUGGAAUGGAAGGCAAAGUAGAGAGAAUAUGGAUUACUGAAAUUGCAACUGAUGGAUUUCACUUGGUGGGUCAUACCAAGGGAUAUGUGCAGGUUCUGGUGGUUGGUCCAGAGAGCAUGCUGGGGACUUCAGCUAUAGCAAGGAUAACCUCUGUAGGAAGGUGGUCAGUUUUUGGUGAAGUGAUCGAGACUCUUAACAAAAUAAAUAUCAAUACGGAAAUGGCUUCAAGCAAGAGAAGUGGCAGUGGUGACAAAUGUUCUCCUUGCUCCAACCCAGAUGAGACUUGUUCAAUAGAGCAGGAAACUUGUGCUUGUGGGCAGCAAAGCUGCAGAGGAGAAAAAACGUUGGAGGAAACCACAUCUUCGGUGUCGAAGAUUGACUCGUGGCCAGAAGACCGAAACAGCCAAAACCUCAUUGGAUGGUUACUUAGGAAGCGGAGAAACCAUUCACAAAAGAGGAUGGAGAAUGGGAUCGUUUUAGAAUCUAAAGGGAAGCAAGAGAGACCCAGAGGACGCAUGCACGAGUGGGGGCUUGUUGAUACUGCUCUUUUGGGUGGAAUGCUUAUGAGCUUGUUAACAAUUGUAGUUCUACUUCUAUAUAUGGGAUCUAGGAACCUGGCGUCAAAAUAAUUGAUUAUUGUAUGAAUCGUACUUGUUCAAACAAGUGGGCACUUUCAUGAAAGAUUGCCGAAUAUGAAUCUGCAUGAGAAAUUUUGGUUGUUUCGAAGAUUUUAAUUUGUUCUUAUUGACAAAGAGCCCGAUUGCAAAUGGAUUAUCUGAAUUUGGAGCAAUAAUAGUGCGUUCUUUUUCUUGUUA